AUGAGCACCUACCUCACGCCCUUCACCCCUCUUCCAUCGCUCUUCGACGGCCCAGCAGCUGCCGACGACCACUCCUCCCUCCUCGCCUUCCUCAUGAACGACGACCUCGCCGCCGCGCCCGACGCCUUCCCUUACUACGGCGGCGCCGAGGCCGCGCCAGCCUUCUUCGGACACGCCGCCGCGCCGUUGCCACCGCCGGUGGUGGCGCCACCAGCGGAAAUGACUGGUCAAGGAAGGAAGCGCGGCUUCGUCCCCGCGGGAGACGACGGCUCGUCGCGGCCGCAGGCGGUCAGGAGGAAGGUGCAGGGUUCGCCGCCCACCUCGCCUGCCCACAGCGGCGGCGACGCUGCGCCAGCGGCAAGGAGCGGGGGCCGGCGGGUGUGGGUGAGGGAGCGGAGCACGGAGUGGUGGGACCGCCUCAGCGGCCCGGCGUGCCCGGACGCCGAGUUCCGCCAGGCCUUCCGCAUGUCGCGCGCCACCUUCGACGCGCUCUGCGACGAGCUCAGCGCCGCCGUCGCCAAGGAGGACACCGCGCUGCGUGCUGCCAUACCCGUGCACCAGCGCGUCGCGGUCUGCCUCUGGCGCCUCGCCACCGGGGAGCCCCUCCGCGAGGUCUCCCGUCGCUUCGGCCUCGGCAUCUCCACCUGCCAUAACAUCGUCCUCCAGGUCUGCGCCGCCCUCACCGCCGUUCUCCUGCCCAAGGCCGUCCGCUGGCCACUGGAAUCCCCCGCCGCCAGGUUCCAGGCCCUGUCCGGGAUCCCCGGCGUCAUCGGCUCCGUCUACACCGACCACAUCCCCAUCGGCCCACCCAAGGACGACGUGGCCGAGUACUACAACCGCCGCCUCACGGAGCGGAACAACAAGGCCUCCUACUCCGUCGCCGUGCAGGCCGUCGUGGACGCUGACGGCGCCUUCACGGACGUGUGCAUCGGCCUCCCUGGCUCGCUGUCCGACGCCGCCGUGCUCGAGAGGUCCGCGCUGCACUCCCGCUGCGAGACCGGCAUGCUCGGAGACGACCAGUGCCGGCUGGUGGGCGGCGCGAGCUACCCGCUCACGGACUGGAUGCUCGUGCCGUACGCGCACCAGAACCUGACAUGGGCGCAGCACGCCUUCAACGAGCGCAUCGCCGCCGCGCGCGCAGCAGCACAGGGCGCCUUCCAGAGGCUCAAGGGGCGGUGGCGCUGCCUGCAGCGCCGCACGGAGCCCAAGCUGCCGGACCUCCACAACAUGAUCGGCGCUUGCUGCGUGCUGCACAACUUCUGCGAACGCAGCGGCGAGGAGUUCGACGCCGACAUCCAGUCCGAACUCUCCCAGCAGGACGAUGCCGACGUGGUCGCCGCUGCCAAUCCAGUGCUGUCCGCAGCGGCCGACAAGGAGCGAGACAGGAUUGCUCACGACCUCCUCCAUGGCGGCCACCCCAGCGUUACAUUCCUCUAG
This is a messenger RNA of Triticum turgidum subsp. durum (durum wheat), 1437 nucleotides long. Lineage: Eukaryota; Viridiplantae; Streptophyta; Magnoliopsida; Poales; Poaceae. The record is from the annotation of a GenBank genome assembly.